UAGCGGACAUGCGUCACUUCCGUGUGUGCCGUGACAGUGACGCUACAGCAAUAGAUUCCGAUGAGUGGAAGGCAUGUGUUAUCAUGUUCUUAAAGAUUGAAUCGAAAACAUCACCGACCUGUCCUCAUAGCUGGACAAGAAGAAGAAUGCUCUUUGUUAUUCUUAAGCAAUGGUAGUGAGAGACUGACUGCGUACAUAAAUACAACAUGCCACUGUCAGACAUUCUGGACAGUCUGAAGGACAACCCGUACUUCGGGGCUGGCUUUGGACUGGUGGGCGUCGGAACCGCCUUGGCGUUGGCUAGGAAAGGAGCCCAGGUGGGGAUGGUGUUUUUCCGCAGGCACUACAUGAUCACCCUGGAGGUGCCCAGCAAGGACAAGAGCUACCACUGGCUCCUGAGUUGGAUCACCAAGCACGCCACUCGAACCCAACACCUGAGCGUGGAGACGUCCUAUAUGGCGCACGAAAGCGGACGCGUUCAAACCCAGUUUGACUUCCAUCCCAGUCCGGGGAAUCACAUCAUCUGGUACGGCCGCAAGUGGAUCAGAGUUGAGCGGACCAGAGAGAAACAGAUGAUUGACAUGCACACAGGCACCCCUUGGGAGUCUGUCACAUUCACAGCAUUGGGCCGAGACCGAAAGGUCUUCUUCAAUAUUUUACAAGAAGCCAGGGAGUUGGCGCUGAAGCAGGAAGAAGGACGUACGGUGAUGUACACAGCCAUGGGGGCCGAAUGGCGACCCUUUGGGUUUCCGCGGCGACGCAGACCCCUGAGCUCCGUGGUGCUGGAGGCGGGCGUGGCCGAAAGGAUCGUGGACGACGUCAAGGAGUUUAUUGGGAACCCCAAGUGGUACACGGAUCGCGGCAUCCCGUACAGGAGAGGCUAUCUGUUAUACGGACCCCCAGGAUGUGGGAAAAGCAGCUUUAUCACGGCUCUGGCCGGUGAGCUGGGCUACAGCAUAUGUUUGAUGAGUCUGAGUGACCGCUCCCUCUCAGAUGAUCGUCUCAACCACCUGUUGAGUGUGGCCCCGCAGCAAAGUAUUAUUCUGUUGGAGGACGUGGACGCCGCCUUUGUUAGCCGAGAGCUGCUUCAAACAGAGAAUCCUUUAGCCUACCAGGGAAUGGGGAGGUUGACUUUCAGCGGCCUGCUGAACUCUCUGGACGGAGUGGCUUCAUCCGAGGCCAGAAUUGUAUUCAUGACCACAAACUACAUUGACAGGCUAGAUUCAGCGCUAAUCCGGCCCGGCCGCGUGGAUCUCAAGCAGUAUAUCGGCCAUUGUACCCACUGGCAGCUCAGCCAGAUGUUUCGACGCUUCUAUCCGGAUCAGGCCAUCUCGGAGGGCGAACGCUUUGCGACUUCCGCGCUGGCGGCCCGCACGGAGAUCAGUGCUGCUCAGGUGCAAGGACACUUUCUGUUGCACAAAAUGGACCCUGCGGGAUCGAUACAAAACGUCACCCAAAUGAAGGAGUGACGGUUGGAGAUUUUUUUUU
Messenger RNA from Hippocampus zosterae (dwarf seahorse), 1488 nucleotides. It is a transcript of the gene bcs1l, whose product is annotated as mitochondrial chaperone BCS1. Gene Ontology annotation, cellular component: mitochondrial inner membrane. The coding region runs from base 207 to 1469 and encodes 420 amino acids. The record is from RefSeq and is a predicted model, not a curated record. Gene Ontology annotation, biological process: protein insertion into mitochondrial inner membrane from matrix; mitochondrial respiratory chain complex III assembly. Gene Ontology annotation, molecular function: ATP hydrolysis activity; ATP binding. The transcript is spliced from 7 exons. Lineage: Eukaryota; Metazoa; Chordata; Actinopteri; Syngnathiformes; Syngnathidae.